Brassicogethes aeneus is the source of this 5223-nucleotide messenger RNA. Lineage: Eukaryota; Metazoa; Arthropoda; Insecta; Coleoptera; Nitidulidae. The record is from the annotation of a GenBank genome assembly.
AUCAAGGUGGCAACACUGCAAUACAGUAUGUCCACAGAUUAUAAAGUCUACUGGUACUGUCAAAGUAAACAAAUUUUCUAUAAAGGGAAUGCUCGAAUAAUUCUAACCUAUAUUUCAUGAAAAUUUUAAUAGAUAAAACAAUCGUUAUCGGUUUCAUAUUAUUUUAUAUACGGUCUAUAAUAUUAAAUUCACUUUUACAACUAUUAAAUUAUUGAUUAUAUACUAAUGUCAAACAACGAUAAACAGUACGAAGAAGAUCUAGAACGAGCUCAGGCUUUAAGUUUGGAGUCAUUAGCAUUAGAACAAUUUAAAAAUAAAAGACUUCAAGAGUUAAAUUAUGCUACACAGGAAAUUUCGAAGGAUAAAAACACAGCAGUUGUCAGAGCUUCUUCUAUGAAUGAAAGUGACUUUUCUCAAAAAUAUGAUCAGUAUUCAAGCAGACCAAGACCUGGAACUUCUAGUAGCAAUAAAAUAGGUUUACUAAUUGAUCCACCACCAUCAUCCCAAAAGAAAAGUGUACCCACAUCUAAUGAUUCCGAAUCCCCAGACCUUAUAUCGUUUUCUACAACACCUCAUAACACCAAGAAAAUUAUAAAUAUUAGUAACCAGCAAACUUUUAUAAGCAAGAAAAUAUUACACAAUGUUCAUUCCAAUAUAAUUACAAAUCAGUCUCAGCUGGACAACUCCUUAGUUCAAGAUUUGUACAGGACCAAUUUAAAUAGUUUUUCUGAAAUAUUACCUAAUAAAAAACAGAUUUUCUCAACUUUACCCAGAAAUCAAGUACCCCCACUACCGUUAUCUUUGAAAAGUAAAACAGAAUGUGAAAAAAAAGUAUCCAAUAAUCUUAUAGAUUUAUCAAGCGAUAAAAACAAUGUAAGAGUUAGUAUCUUGGAAGAGUUCGACCCUCUUUUAUCUUCAAGUUCCUACAGAACAAUGAGCCAGGAUAUAUGUGUUGUUGAGGAUGCAGCGUCUGUUAGUGAUAGUGUUUAUGAAGAAUAUGAUCCGUAUGAUUAUAUACAUGCUGGCUACAACGGAACUAGUGUAUUGGAAUCCAUUAAUACUUUAAUAGUAAAACCAGAUAAUUUACCACAUUCUCCAAUACCCGUUUCUAUAAAACCGGACAUGGAAAUUAUAAAGGGUGACUGGAGCCUUCUGGAGAAACUUAUAAAACAUGAUGAUAUAUUAAGACAAAUUAAGGACCCAGACCUAAUUGAAUUUUAUGCAAUGGUUUAUAAAUUACGUAAUGAAUAUGAUUAUAGUGAUAUCAACAGGAAUAUAGGACUAGUUAUUAGUCCAAUGAUAACAAUUAAAUGUCCAGAGGGGUUGAGUGUAAAACUUUGUGUUCAUCCCGAUUAUGAAGAAGCUGAUUUUGAAAAGCCUGUAUAUUUUACAUGUGAUGUCACUACCAGUAUCGAGCAUAUUACACUUCAACUAAUUUGUGAACUGGAGGCCCCUUCCAAAGAUAAGUACACUUUAAAAGUGAAGGGUUAUGAUGAAUAUCUGGUUCCAACUUCAUUAUUAAGUGAUUAUGAAUAUGUACAUAAUUGUAUUAAAUUGGAAGAAGAUAUUGUAUUAAUAUUGAUUCCAGAUAAUAAAAUUGAAAAGUUUUUUCUCCGAACGAAACAAGAUGAUACUAGGGAUAAAGAUGUCCAGUUUAACGAUAUACUAUCUUAUGAUUUGGAACAGCAUAUAAACUAUGAGAGUUUAACAAUUUUAAUAGAUACUUUGGAAAAUGAAAUGAAAAAGUUAGACAUUCCAGAAAUAAAAGCCAUACAGCCUCAAAAAGUUAUUCAAUCAGUUAAGUGUAUAGUUAAUUUAUUGGGAAAUCUAUGUACUUUGGAUGUUAUCGACAGUAUAGAAGAACUUCAGAACAUAUGUGAUUCUAAAAGUUUAGAAUCAGUUAAAACAGGAUGCAAUAAAAUAAGAAUAGCGAUACAAUGUCUCUUGGAAAUGUAUUCAAAGGCAUUCUUGGUAAAUUUUAAAGUAACAAAUUUGGAAAUAAAAUCCGAUAUUACUUAUGUACAAGACGUACUUGAUCCCAUUUUAAUAAAAGUUUGCUUGAUUUGUCGACCACUUAUAAAAUGGAAAUACCAUUCUUACUAUGUAGAUGCCAGAAUAUGUCAUGGAUCCAAAGAAUUGGCAAAAAUUGCGUAUGAUGACCCCAAGUAUAAAAAGGAACAUGAUAUGUGGCCCGAUCGAAUAGUAAUUGACUUGUGGUUUCAAUUUGAUAAUAUAAAAAUUAAUUCUUUAGCUAGGGAAUCCAGACUUGUUUUAGUUAUACAUGGGAGAAUCUUAGAUGAAACUGACAAUGAGAAUAAUAUACCUAAAUUCUUAGAAGAAGAAAUAGGCUGGGCUUCUGUCCAAUUUUUUGACUUUGAUGGGAAAUUCAAAAAUGGAAAAAUGCUUUUAACUAUUUGGUCUUCGGAAUCAAAUGGUUUACAUGGACCAGCACCUGCCUCCUUAUCUGGCAUGAAUCCUACUAUAGAGGUGGAUAUUAUUGCUUUAUCAAAUAUUAAAUAUCCAAAAGUUAAACCUUCCACGUUUGACAGUAAAAUGUGCGAUUUUAACAGUUUGGAUAAACAAACACAGGAAAUUAUUUUGGAUGCAUGUAAUAAAAAUAUGCUUUGUAAAUUACAACCUGAUGUUAGAGAGCUCAUUUGGGAUAAACGUCAUUAUUUAUAUAAAAUACCGACAGCUUUACCAAAAGUACUUCUGGCAGCAACAACUUGGUCGUAUUUUGAAGUUUCUGAGUUACACGGAAUGUUGAAAAACUGGACCAACUUAAAUCCCGUACAAGCAAUGGAAUUACUACUACCAACAUAUCCAGACAUAGAAGUAAGAACAUUGGCAGUUAAACUAAUUUGUGGAUUUCAUAUCGAUGAACUAAUUUAUUAUUUACCUCAGUUAGUAGUGGCCUUAAGAUUUGAGACUUACAAUACUUCAAGUCUGGCUCAUAUGUUGUUGGAAUUUUCUUUACGGUCUCCAAGAUUUUCACAUUACCUCUUUUGGAUACUGAGUCACAAACUAUCUUCAAUUGAAGAAAUUGAAGAUCUUAAAGAAGCAAGUGAAAACCUAGAGAUAAGGAAUUUGCAACGAUUAAAACUUAUGUAUAAAGGUUUAAUAGUAUUAUGUGGCGAAGCAUUAAGAAAUUCAUUUUUAAGGCAACAAGUUCUAGUAAAGAAAUUAAAUAACGCAGCUUUGGUUGUUCAGCACAAAAAAGAUCAAACUAAAAAGUGUUUAGUAUCAGAACUUAAUAUAGUGGAUGAAUUUUUAAAUAACAAUUCCUUAAGUCUACCUUUAUCACCAUCUAUGAGAGUAAUUGGACUUCAAGUUUCUACAAGUUCCUAUAUUCCAUCUUUUACUAUGCCCUUAAAACUUAACUUUAUCAUGAAGGACAAAUCUAUAAAACCUGCAAUUUUUAAAGUGGGAGAUGAUUUACAACAAGAUAUGUUAACACUUCAAAUGAUCAAGCUUAUGGAUAAAUUAUGGUUACAUCAAGGAUUGGACUUAAAAAUGGUUACUUUUAGUUGUGUUCCGACAGGUUUUAAAAAAGGAAUGAUUGAAAUGGUAGUAAACUCUGAGACAUUACGUAAAAUUCAAAUAGAACACGGCCUUACCGGGUCCUUAAAGGAUAAACCUAUUGCUGAAUGGCUUGAAAAGCAUAAUUCUACAGAAUUGGAAUACGAAAGAGCGGUUCAAAAUUUUACAGCUUCCUGUGCUGGUUACUGCGUUGCCACUUAUGUACUAGGAAUUUGUGAUAGACACAAUGACAAUAUUAUGUUAAAGACAUCUGGUCAUUUAUUUCAUAUCGAUUUUGGAAAAUUUUUAGGUGAUACACAAAUGUUUGGUAAUUUUAAAAGGGAUAGAGUACCUUUUGUCUUAACUUCUGAUAUGGCAUACGUAAUUAAUGGUGGAGAUAAACCGACUGAAAAAUUUCAUAAAUUUGUGGAUUUAUGUUGUCAAGCUUUUAAUAUUAUUAGAAAUAAUGCAAAUAUAUUUUUAUGUAUUUUUACCAUGAUGGCAUCAUCUGGUAUUUCUGGAGUAACAGCUAAUUCCGUAUCAUAUUUAAAAGAAGCAUUGUUAUUGGAAGUUUCUAAUCCAGAAGCCGCUGCGACAUUUGCACGAAUGAUACAAAGCUCUUUAAAAUCUUGGUUUACACAAGUAAAUUUUUUUUUACACAAUAUUGCCCAAUUAAAAUUUACUUUUGAUAAUAAUGAAGGGUCUUUAUUAACUUUUGUUUCAAAAGUUUAUAGUAUGAAUACUGAUGAUCGAAUAGUUCAAGUUACAGUAGCUGGUUGCACAAAAAGAUAUGAUCCUGAUAAAUAUUAUGUUUACUUACUUCGUGUCUUUCGAGAAAACCAAAAUGACUCAACGAUAAUUCAGAGAACUUACAAGGAAUUUUGCGAAUUACAUCAAAAGUUAUGCAUGUUCUUUCCAUUAGCAGCCAAAAUACACAGUUUGUCCACUGGAUUAUAUAUGGGAAGAUCAAAUAUUAAACAGGUAGCACAAAAAAGGUUGAUUGAAAUUUCAAAAUUUGUGGCAUCCCUUUUUGAAUGUGCAUUUGAAAUUUGUCAUUCGGAUUUGGUUUAUACAUUUUUUCAUCCUCUAUUACGAGAUCAGCAAGAUUAUGAUUUAAAAAAAUAUAAAGAUCGUGUAAAUGUAAAACAUACCCCAGGUAAACUUUCUGGUCAAAUAAAAUUUUCAUUGGAAUUUUCCAAACAGGGGUUUUCAGUAAUGAUACAUCAUGUAAGAGGGUUACCAAAAUUAUUAAAUGGCCAAGAACCAUCUACUUAUGUAAAAGUAUAUUUAAAACCUGAUGAGAAUAAGGAUACUAAGAGAAAAACUAAAGUCGUAAAAAAAAAUUGUCAUCCUAGUUUUAUGGAAAUGUUGGUUUACAGAUUGCCCAAAGACAAAAUCCAAAGUAAAACAUUGCAGGCAACCGUUUGGAACUAUGAUGCUCUCCAAGAAAAUGAAUUCAUGGGUGGAGUCGAGUUAGAUUUAUGCAAUUUUGAUUUUCAAUGCGAAAUAACUGAAUGGUAUCCAUUAAAAAACGUUUUAAAAUAACAUUUGUAUGAAUAUGUCAUCUAUAAAAUUUGGAUUUACCCGAGAAUUUUAAAGGAGAAGUAAAAUAUAAAUUAAGUUUCAUAAUGUAUAAUUUUAUAAAAUAAAUAUUUUUAAGACGACUUGUAUAUUUAAUUUUAUUUGUAUUUUAAGUUAAUCAAA